AUGUUAGACCUCUGGGGGCCUACGGUUCUCGUGGGGGGGGGGGUGGAGGGGGGGGGGGGGGGGGGGGGGGGGGGGGGGGGGGGGGGGGGGGGGGGGGGGGGGGGGGGGGGGGGGGGGGGGGGGGGUGGGGGCCGGGCCUUCUGUUCGUCCCGAGCGGGGGGGGGGGGGGGGGGGGGGGGGGGGGGGGGGGGGGGGGGGGGGGGCCACCCCCGGGGGGGGGGGGGGGGGGGGCUGGGCCCGGGGGGGGGGCCACCCACAGCAACCCCUACCUAG
Molecule: messenger RNA, 273 nt
Organism: Knipowitschia caucasica
Lineage: Eukaryota; Metazoa; Chordata; Actinopteri; Gobiiformes; Gobiidae
Source: the annotation of a GenBank genome assembly